Messenger RNA from Schistosoma intercalatum, 4383 nucleotides. NCBI's taxonomy places the organism in Eukaryota, Metazoa, Platyhelminthes, Trematoda, Strigeidida, Schistosomatidae. The record is from the annotation of a GenBank genome assembly.
AAAUCUGCUGAUGAAAUUCAGAUAAACAACCAGAGGGUUGUCCCUCGUAAGAUUUUACAUGGCAGAUUCCGAUGAAGAAUCCGAUCGCCGUCGUAGCCGUGAUAAAUUUCGCCGUGAACGUAGUGAUCACGAUGGACGUCGUCGUCCUGGUGAUAAACGAGAGCCAUUCGACGACCGAUCAGGCACUGUAGGUGUUGCACCGGCUCGUGAAGAUAAUCGUUUGUCAGGUGAAGGUCGGAAUGACCGUGGACGAUCACCUGCAGAACCUCCUUACAAAAGACCUCGUAAAGAUAACAGUGAUGAUAAUAAACCAAGUUCAUACCAACGAAAGGAUACCAAAAGUUCAAGUGUUUCGGAAUACGAUGGCAUGUACAGGCCUCCAGUAAUACCAUUUAAACGGUUUCUUGAUCCUUUGGACGACUUGAUAACUGAAGAAGAGGCGUGUAGUAAAUACAAAGAAUACAAGGAAGGAUAUAUGAAGCGUCAUACCGAAGAGUUCUUUGAUGCACACAAAAAUGAGGAAUGGCUUCGUUUUCGUUAUCAUCCCGAUUACAUGAAUGAAAGAAAAGCCGCUCUCAGCGCAGCAGCCAAGCAUCGUCUAGAUGUUUUCAUGGAGCUUUUACAUAAAGGCUUUCUCGAAAAUCAGUCUGUUCAGAUGGACAAUAGUGAGAAUCUCAUAAAACUCAUGGAUGCUGUUGUUAUCAAACUUGAAGGUGGUUCUGAUGAAGACCUAAAGGUACUUGAAGAAUCUGAUCGUAAUAGAUAUUCAGACGAAGAAGUAGUACAUCAGUCUCAGUCUUCUGGACCUAUUUGUUGUGAAAAUAAAAGUGAAGGAGAGGCUGAAUCUGAUGAAGAUUUCGAACAUGAGAAGCCUAACACAGAACUUCCUAGAAAAGUGAUGCCAGAACCUCUUCACACUCCAGGUUCUACUGUGGAGUGUCGAACAACUAACCGACGUGCACGAACUGAGUCAAACAAGUCUGGUAGCUCAGCUCCUUCACAAAGUAGCCGGAGUAGCGAUAGUGACAGUGGUUCUUCAAGCGAUGACGAAGCUGAUGAAAGCUCCAAACCUAAAGCUGAAGUUGAGCAGAAGUGUAAUGAACUCGGUAAUAUUCAUGACGUUGCACGGUCUGAAGUUGACGAAGAUGACGACGAUGUACCCACCCCUACAACUGCCGAGUCCCCAAGAGGAUGUAAAAAUGAAGACUCUUCUGUUUCUAUGAUCAUCGGCUCGGUAAAUGAUACACCUGUCAAACAUCCUAUUUUGGGAGAUCCUUCCAACGCUCCUCAGUCCAAGUGUGCAAAUCCACCAAGACUGCUACAUAAAACUGCCUCUAUAUUCUUCCGAGCGUUACCUCCAACUAUAAUGGAAAGCGAACUCAAAGAGCUUUGCGCUUCUCAACCUGGAUUCAUAAGAUUGGCUCUUUGGGAACCUGUUCCUGAACGUCGAUUUAUGCGACAUGCUUGGGCCACAUAUGAUCCUUCUGUUAACAUCAAAAAGAUAUGUUGGGCGUUAAAUACCAGUACUUUAUUACGCGAAAAACUUGAACUGCCAAACGGAGAAUUAGGUGCUACGGUUAAUCGUGAUUUAGCCCAGAGAGUUCGUCCUCUUACUCCUCUCACACGUCAUAAACCAGUUAUGCGACAAGAUUUACUCUUGGCUGCGCAACUUGUCGCACGUUUAGAUGCUAAACAUAAUCUAUGGAGUCAUUUGGAAAUUCCUGAUAGUACAAAUGAUUUGAAUACAAUUGGUAAGCUCAAAAUCAAUGGUGAUUCGGAAUUCAAGAAUAUUUGUGAUUAUACAGCUCUGGAAAUGGCUAUUAAGAGUAAAAAUCCAUUACUUAAAAAUCUGACAGACUAUCUUGUUGAUGAAGGUGGAAGUGAAGAAGAAGCACUUAUAGCGGAAACUCAAGCAGAGGGUGAAGGAUGUGACAAUAGUAGUAAUACUGUAGUUGGACGUGUUCACACUGUAACAUUGGAAUCCGACCCUAAUUUGGCUCGUACUUUAGAUCUGUUAAUACUCUAUUUACGUAUUGUCCAUUCUAUGGAUUACUAUGCAGGAGCUAUCUAUCCCAUGGAGGAUCUCAUGCCUCAUCGAUGUGGAAUUCUUCAUGCAAGAGGUGACAGAGGAAUAAAUCCUGUUCCUGGUGCUCGUUCUAGUGGUCUGGCUUUCACUCAGAGAGAAAUUAAUGAUCACCUUCAGAAUUUCGCUUUAAAAUUGCGUACUCUUAUCGAAGUACCAAAAGAUUUAACUGAAGAGGAAAUGAAAAAGUUAGGUAUGCGAGAUCCUGAAAAAGCUGCAGAAGAAUUCGUUGAAGCUAAUAUUCAAAAAAGAACUGGCAAGAAAAAACCAUUUAAAGUUGUAUGGGUAUGUCCAUUAUCCGACAAGAAAUUCCGUGAACCAAUUUUUGUUCGUAAACAUAUUUUCAAUAAACACAUGGACAAGGUAGAAGCAGCUAAAAAAGACAACGCAAUAUUUUAUAAUAACUAUUUGAAAGAUCCUAGACGUCCAUCAUUACCAGAAGCUCCUUAUCAUUUGUUAAAUCAAUAUUAUCCAUCUUUAAGUUCGAAUUCAAAUAGUAAUAAUCAUACAUACAGAGGUAGAGGUUCUGGACGUGGUAAUACGGGUGGAAGUUAUCGUGGAUAUAGGAAUAAUUCACUUCUUUCAACAGCACCAAGUUAUGUACGGGGUACUGGAACUUUUCAGGUAUGCUGUAUACAUAUAACUUAUUUUCGUUUCGAUAUUGUUGGUAUAUUCUGUCAAUUUGAACAUUUUUGUUGGUUUACUAUUCAUUUCUGUGGAUUCAGAGAUAAAAAGGUGUCUUAUGAGCUACUUGAGAAAAUUUAUAACAUGAAAUGUAAUAACUUAAGCUUCUACUAUACUGUCCGUCUACCAACUAUUAACGCAAGUUUUCCGUCCAGCAAUCCUUCAAGUAUUGCUCUACGGUUGAAAAACACUCUAUAGAAGACAUGCUUAGACCAGAAUUAUGUGAUCAUAGGUUUUUCCGAAUUACUGGUUGUUUAUUGUAGUAACGUACUACUAGAGAAAAACGGAAAAUCGGUAGAUGAAGCUAUAUGUAAACUUUCCUGAUGGAUUAAGAGCCAAUAGAAUAGUAAUAAUUAAUAGUUGAAGAUGUUAGACUCUACAGCACAAAUCUGGUUGUAUUCGCACGAUUGUCCACACUAUGUUCCUUUUAGUCUUGGGUUGAGUUAAUAAUGAUUGCUAACUAUACUACUACUACUACUACUACUACUACUACUACUACUACUACUGGGUGCUUUUUUGUGCCAUCUAAACUUAACAUAAUUGAAUUUCUCGAUUGUAUAUCUUGAAUUUCAAUAUUGUUUUAAUGGUGAUAUAAUGAACUAAAAAAUCGACUGUUAUCUAUUCAUUUUGACUGAUUUUUAUAGUGUUUAAGAAAAGUUGUACAUCUCGAACUAAAUGACUCAUGUCAGUACCAGCGUUGUAAUUGCUUUUCAAGUUUAUGCCAUCAUUAAUAACUAUGAAUUAUUUCAUUAUUAUUCAAACCCAAAUACUAAUAACGAUAUAAACAUCAUACUUAUUGAACAAAUUUGUGGCUAUCUACACCUAGUAGUAGCUCAGUUAACAACGCCUUGUAAUUUAAUAGUGAAGGGCAAUGAGUCAUGGUAUCAAUCUGUGAACAUCAACACUAGGAUGCAGGUAUAUCCACCCAAUGAGUUCCAAAUAAGGCGAAAAAAACUUCUUAAACCCGUCCGUGAGUUUCAGGUCAUUUAUUAAGUAAAGUUUUUUGGACUGUUUUGUAAAUUCCAUUACUCAACUAUUUUUCCCUUUGUCCAGGACUAUUAUGAUGUGGCAGCUCAACAACAACAACACCAAGCUAUGGCGGCUGUAGCAGCAGCAGCUGCUGCCGCUUUAUAUCCAAACGCUGCGACAGCAGCUGAUUUGUAUGCAUUGGCUGCACAGGCAGGUGCACCUCGCACAGGUCUUGGAAUGUCUAGGUCGCGUGGUCAACGUGGUUCUUCACCAUCUCAUGAUUUCAAUCAUCGACCAUAUAGUAGUAGUAGUACAUUGGAUAAUCGCCGGAGACAGCCUACAAAUUAUUCGACAAAUAGACGUCCAGUUGGUGGUGGCGGCGGUACUACGACCGGUGAACGAACAAUGAUAUCAUAUAAUGAUUUAGAUGAUCCUGGAAAUGAUGUGCUUUAAAUUGAAUUAACUAAUUAAUCUAAUCAUCUUCAUCGACUGUUACAACAACUGCUUUAUUUUCUAUGUUCUUGUUUUCUGUUUGUUUCUAAAGUUUAUCACGUUGACACAUUUAAAUGAAUAUCAUGUAUAUCUGAACAUUGUGCAUUUUCAUAUUCUUUUUUCCUUAUAUUAAUUACAAUAAGAAAAGUUCUAUU